This is a messenger RNA of Asterias rubens (European starfish), 1989 nucleotides long. RefSeq lists its product as uncharacterized. The record is from RefSeq and is a predicted model, not a curated record. Lineage: Eukaryota; Metazoa; Echinodermata; Asteroidea; Forcipulatida; Asteriidae. The transcript is spliced from 3 exons. The coding region runs from base 564 to 1097 and encodes 177 amino acids.
UUUGUUGAAAAACAUUUUUUUCACAAAGAGUAGCUGGAUCAACGUUAGAAAAUAAUAUGCCACAAUGGGAAGCGAACAGUGGACGCAUGGUGCGUGUAGGCUACACCGGGAAGGAAACGGGGCCCGUCUGACACUGCUAAAAGCACCAGGACCAAAUUUCUUAGAGUCGCUUUAUAAUAUUGCUUAACAAGUCUGCAAAGCAGAACAUUCAUGAGCAGGAUACAGUCACUAAUAUUAUAUAUGAUGGUAGUUUUGCUGAUGACCUCAUUUUUGGCAAUACAUCAGCAGAAACAACUUCAUUCGCCAUCUUUGAAAUCAACGGCAGAUUAUCGACUGUUUGGAGUUAAUCCCAAAAGGACUGAAAAGCCUUUGGAUACAACUGCUGACUCAAUGUUUAGAUCAUAUUAGAGCGACAGAAGACUUAAGAGAAAGUUCUUCUUCUUCCAGUUUCUGCGCCCAACACUGAAGACUGCGGCACGUUGUAAUGAGCGCAAAAAGAGAAGGUUAAGGAACUAAUCUGAAGGUGGAGCACGUGUAGGAAGAUUUUGAAUUUUUGGGCCUACAUGAAAGCUGACAAUAUGGCGGAGAUGAAUAUGUGUGCAACUCCGACCUCAAUAGAACAGUCACUUGGUGACCGUAAUGUAGCCUCGGAUGUGGAACAUCAAACACUGGACGACAGUGCGGUGAACCAGAACGUGUCCCAACAAGGAGAAAAUCAACCGAGCGCCCCGCAAUGUGCCCCCGGAGACCACUGCGAUACGACGGGGGAUGACGGGGUGGGUGUUGCUGUUGACGAAACAUGUCUCUCGUUGACGGCAGUUGACGAGGCGUACCGAGCUGCAACUAGCGUCUGCCGUCAAGACUACGAGAAUCUCCUGCUCAAAAUAGAGAUACCAAAUCUUGCGGACGAAACACUUUCGGACGAUGAUGCCGAGUUUACGGAAGCAGAUGCGAGCAGCAACAGCAUCGUUUCCGGACAUGACGUCACACCCGGUGAAAAGGAACCAGACUGUGGUGAUGAUUCUACGGAAAUGGGUAGUGUGGAGCCUGGGGACAUGCCACUUCGGUAUUACGAUAACUACAAUCGGAGGCAUUAAGACCUUAUAUUUGAUUGGGAAAACCCUCACUAAACACGAACUAUCGCAUGUGGACGGGAGAAAUGUUUUAGGACCUUUGAUUACUGUUUGGGCGUUCAACUUCGGCUACACGACUAUAGCCGUUUGUUGCAUGGGCCGAGAACAAUGUCGACGCUACCGCCAUAGCUUGCAGUCAUAAGGUUGCGGGUUUGAAUCCUACCAAGAUAAACCACUGAUUUCACUGGGAAUAGAAGAAGUAUUGUUGUCUGAAUUAUAAUAGCUACUGAAUAACAAUAUUGCUUGAUUUGUGCAAUUUAUAUGACUGUACACGUUUGUUUUGUAUUUAAAGGCAAAAUGUACCCUUUUUUUGUGGAAACCGUUCGAUUGUGUGAGUGAUAGUUGUAUACGUCAAUAUAAAGUUAACCUACAAAAAUUUCUUUUCAAAAUGUGGUCACGUUUUUGAGAAUCGCAUAAAAAUCCGGAGGGGUAUCCACGCAGUAAGAUUUAUCCCUAUGAAUACACAGUGAGAAGCGUUACUCUGAUUUUCAAAUAUUUUUACAAAAAGUGAUAUCUUUUUCCAUAGCCGCAGUACUUCAAGCUGAAAUGUUUCUCAAAAUGCAUUUGACUAUCCAAAGCUAUACUGUACUUUAACCAAGUAGGUUCUUAAUGCCAUUUAUUUUCAGAGUCAUAACCAAACGUAUACUGUACCUUUAAUUUAUUUUUAUGUGAAAGAGACUUGGCUGUUGCCAGUUUGGUGUUUAUAAUUCCAUUUUUGAGUUUGCUGAGUUACCUUGGCUGGGCUCUAAGUUCCCAACAAAGAUGGCGGAUUAUACAAAACAAUAAUUUUGUAAUGAGAAACGCUGGAUGAUUUAAGAACCCAAUUAUGUAAAUAAACGUUAAGAAGAGUAAUUUU